This is a messenger RNA of Stegostoma tigrinum, 7712 nucleotides long. It is a transcript of the gene msh2, whose product is annotated as mutS homolog 2 (E. coli). Gene Ontology annotation, molecular function: mismatched DNA binding; ATP binding; ATP-dependent DNA damage sensor activity. Lineage: Eukaryota; Metazoa; Chordata; Chondrichthyes; Orectolobiformes; Stegostomatidae. Bases 267 to 3071 code for a protein of 934 amino acids. The transcript has 16 exons. Gene Ontology annotation, cellular component: nucleus; MutSalpha complex. The record is from RefSeq and is a predicted model, not a curated record. Gene Ontology annotation, biological process: mitotic recombination; mismatch repair; somatic recombination of immunoglobulin genes involved in immune response.
CCCCUUCUGGUUCUCCCGCACAGCGUCUGCUGUAUCCGUGAUCCCGCCCCCUCCUGGUUCUCCCGCGCGGCCGAACCGUCGCUCCGCCUCCUCCUGGUAGUCCCGCGCGGCCAAACUGUCGCCCCGCCCCCUCCUGGUUGUACCGCGCGGCCAAACUGUCGCCCCGCCCCCUCCUGGUUGUACCGCGCGGUCGCCGUUGUGCUUGAGGGAAGGCCGUUCUGGUCUCGCGCUGUGGUGUUUGACCUGUGACCGCGGAGCUUGGCGAGAUGGCGGUGCAACCCCGGGACCGGUUAUCCGGAGCGGACAGCGGGCAGGAUGGUAGUGCCUUUGUUGCCUUCUACAAGUCUAUGCCCGAGAAACCGGACACUACUUUUCGUGUCUUUGACCGUAAUGACUACUACACAGUGCACGGGAAGGAUGCAUUGUUCGCCGCCAGGGAGGUGUUCAAGACCAACGGAGUGAUCAAGACCCUGGGAUCGGGAAACAAUAAGAUUGAAAGUGUUGUCUUGAGUAAAAUGAACUUUGAAUCUGUGGUCAGGGAUCUUCUGCUUGUCCGACAGUAUCGUGUGGAGGUUUAUAGGAAUAAAGCUGUGAGUAAGUCCUCAAAGGAGAAUGAUUGGUACUUGGCCUGCAAGGCUUCUCCUGGUAACCUCACUCAGUUUGAAGAAAUUCUUUUUGGUAACAGUGAUAUGUCUGCUGCAGCUGCAGUGGUGGGUGUUAAACUGGGCACGGCAGAUGGGCAGAGGUUAAUUGGUGUUGGCUACGUUGACUCCACGCUGCGGAAGCUUGGUGUGUGCGAGUUCCCGGACAAUGAUCAGUUUUCCAAUCUAGAGGCUCUCCUGGUGCAGAUUGGGCCAAAGGAAUGUGUUUUAUCAGGUGGCGAGACUGCAGGAGAUGGCACUAAACUUCGACAGAUUGUACAACGAGGAGGCAUCUUGAUAACAGAUAGAAAGAAAAGUGAGUUUACAAAUAAGGACAUUGUACAGGAUCUAAACCGCCUGCUGAAAGGAAAGAAAGGAGAACAAGUGUCAAGUGCUGCUUUGCCAGAGAUGGAAAAACAGGUCGCCAUGUCUUCUGUUUCUGCUGUGAUCAAAUAUUUGGAACUUUUAUCUGAUAAAACUAACUUUGGCCAAUAUGACUUGAUUACGUUUGACCUGAGCCAGUAUAUGAGGCUGGAUAAUGCAGCAGUCAGUGCACUCAAUCUUUUUCAGGGUGCAUCAGAAGAUCCCAGUAAUACGCAGUCAUUAGCCGGUUUACUGAACAAAUGUAAGACCCCUCAGGGACAGCGCCUUGUCAAUCAGUGGAUCAAACAACCACUGAUGGACAAGAAUAGAAUCGAGGAGAGAUUGAACCUGGUUGAGGCUUUUGUGGACGACACUGAAUUACGGCAGAGCUUACAGGAGGAUCUGCUUCGCCGAUUUCCUGACCUUAACCGCUUGGCAAAGAAGUUCCAGCGCCAAGCAGCAACUCUACAGGACUGCUAUCGGAUUUAUCAGGCUGUCAUUCAUCUCCCAAAUGUGGUGCAAGUGUUGGAUAGAUAUGAAGGAGUACACACGAUGUUAUUGAAAGCUGUAUUUAUUUCCCCAUUGACUGACCUUAUCUCAGACUUUGGCAAGUUUCAGGAAUUGAUUGAGACGACAUUAGACCUGAAUCAAGUGGAAAACCAUGAGUUCCUAGUGAAGCCAUCCUUUGACCCAAACCUAACUGAACUGAGAGAGAAGAUGGAUAAACUGGAGAAAAGUAUGCAGUCAACACUCAACCAAGCUGCCAGGGAGCUAGGUCUUGAAGCUGGCAAGAGUGUGAAACUGGAGUCAAAUGCUCAGUUGGGCUAUUAUUUCCGUGUCACUUGCAAGGAGGAAAAGGCUCUUCGUAACAAUAAGAAGUUUAACACCAUAGAUAUUCAGAAGAAUGGAGUUCGAUUCACUAACAGUAAGUUGACCUCCUACAAUGAUGAUUACAUGAAGAGUAGGGAGGAGUAUGAAGAAGCUCAGAAUGUGAUUGUUAAAGAAAUCAUCAAUAUCUCAGCAGGAUAUGUGGAGCCUCAGCAAACUUUAAAUGAUGUGAUUGCUCAACUGGAUGCAGUGGUCAAUUUUGCCCAUGUAUCUAAUGGAGCCCCAGUACCAUAUGUAAGGCCUAAGAUCCUGGAGAAGGGCCAUGGUCGAAUUAUCUUGAAGGCUUCCAGGCAUCCAUGUAUCGAGGUUCAGGAUGAUAUGGCCUUCAUACCCAAUGAUGUUACCUUUGAGAAGAGUAAACAGAUGUUCCAUAUAAUAACAGGUCCAAACAUGGGUGGUAAAUCAACAUAUAUCCGGCAGACCGGCGUGGUGGUUCUGAUGGCUCAGAUUGGUUGUUUUGUACCCUGUGACUCUGCAGAAAUCAGUAUUGUUGAUUGCAUUCUUGCUCGAGUUGGUGCUGGUGACAGUCAGCUCAAAGGCGUUUCAACCUUUAUGGCAGAAAUGUUGGAGACAGCAUCUAUUUUGAGAUCGGCAACUGAACACUCUCUGAUUAUCAUUGAUGAAUUGGGAAGAGGCACCUCUACAUAUGAUGGCUUUGGACUGGCCUGGGCCAUAUCAGAAUACAUUUCCACCAAGAUUUGUGCAUUUUGUAUGUUUGCCACUCAUUUCCAUGAAUUGACUGCGUUAGCUGACCAAGUACCAACAGUCAACAACCUGCAUGUGACAGCGCUCACUACAGAUGAAACACUAACCAUGCUGUACCGUGUAAAAAAAGGCGUUUGUGACCAGAGUUUUGGUAUUCAUGUAGCUGAACUUGCUCAGUUUCCCAAACAUGUUAUUCAAAGUGCCAAGGACAAAGCCAUGGAGCUUGAGGAGUUCCAAAACAUUGGAAAUUCUGAGGAUUCUGAUGAAGGGCCUGCAGCUAAGAAAUCCCGCCAAGAAAAGCAGGAUGGUGAAAGGAUAAUUGCAGAAUUUUUGUCAAAUAUCAAAGCAUUACCCAUUACUGAAAUGUCUGUAGAAGACGUUAAGCAAGAACUGAUGAAGCUGAAGUCUGAAGUGCUGGCACAGAAUAACGGUUUUAUCAAUGAAAUUAUUUCGAGAUCUACAAUCUCUGUGUAGGCUCGCAGAUUUAAGUGAACUUCAUAAAAUAUUCAGAUAUACAGUUUUAAAUUUAAUGGGAAGUAAGUUUUGUGGUUGGGGAGGGUAGAUGGAUCAAAAGGAUUUAAAUUGAAUCCCACCCAAAUUAUAUGGCUAGACAUGGGAGAGGAGUUUUUUUUUUAAAAAGCAGUUUCCCUCCAUGAAGACUGUAUGUUACUGCAUCUCUAUGGAAGACAGACUUCAUACAUUGUAAUAAAGGGUUUUAGAUUUUGAGAGCCAAGAAAUCAUGGUUUUUGGCAAUGGAAAACCCCUCAUUUUUCAAGAUCUUAAGUGUUCUUGUAAAUGUCAGCAGUUCCCAUAUGGAAUUCAGGUGUACAAUGGGGCACCAUUUAAAGGAGUUUUAUUCUUGUCAACCUCUGCUUUAUGCCAUUUAUGCUGCAUACUGUAGCUGCAAUGCAAAUUCACAAUUCACUUAAUUUUGAUAUGAUUAAUUUCCUUUCUGAAUGGGGUGACAUUUUCAAUAAAAUAAAUAAAAUAUCUUCCCUUGUUUCUUUUGUGACUUUGACAAGUUUGAUGGUGACUAAUGAAAGAAUCCUACUUGUGAUGCUCAGUUAAAUAAAAAGGACUGCAAGUCAACUCAUUACACUUUUAGCAUGGAAAAAGAUACUUCAGGAAAAUGUAAUCAGAAGAAAUGAGCCAAAGGUGGAGUGAGACAACACUGGCAUCUCAGCCACACAGUGGGAGAGGAAGGUGAAUGGAAGGGCAAUAGUUAUAGGGGAUUUCAUAGUGAAGGAAUCAAAACCAAUGUUUCCGUGGUUAAUUAAACAUGAUUCCAGAAUGGACUGUGGCUUUCCUGAUGCCAGGGUCAAGAAUAUUGCAGAGCAGCAGGAGUGUCAGAGAGCUACACAGCACAGAAACAGACCAUUUGGUCCAACUCAUCUAUGCUGACCAAUAUCCUAAACUGAUGUAGUCCUAUUUGCCAGCAGUUGGCCUACAUCCCUCUAAAUUCUUCCUAUUCCUGCACCCAUCCAGAUGCCUUUUAAAUGUCAUAAUUGUACCUGCCUCUGUUAUUCCUAACAGCUUGUUCCAUACACGCACUGUCCUGUACGUGAAGAAGUUGCCCCACAGAUCCCUUUUUAAAUCUCAAUUUAAACUUAUGCUCUGUAGAUUUGAACCCUCCUACCAUAGGAAAAAGAUCUUGACUAUUCAUCCUACCCAUGCCCUCAGGAUUUUAUAAACCUCUGCAAAGUUAUCCCUCAGCCUCUGAUGCUCCAGUGAGGAAAGCCCCAGACUCCUCAGCAUCUCCUAAUAGAUCAAACCCUUUAAUCCCAGCAACAUCCUUGUAAAUCAUUUUUAAGACCUUACAACUUUAUCAACAUCUUUCCUCCAAAAGGGAGAUUAGAAUAGAAUGCAGUUUUCUAAAGAUAGCCUCACCAAUGUCUUGCAUAAAAUGGGGCGGUACGGUGGCUCAGUGGUUAGCACUGCAGCCUCACAGCACCAGGGACCCGGGUUCGAUUCCAGCCUCGGGCAACUGUGUGUGUGGAGUUUGCACAAUCUCCCCGUGUUUGUGUGGGUUUCCUCCCACAGUCUAAAGAUGUGCAGACUAGGUGGAUUGCCCAUAGUGUUCAGGGGUGUGUGGGUUAGAGGGGUCUGGGUCUGGGUGGGAUGUUUCAAGGGGUGGUGUGGACUUGUUGGGUCAAAGGGCCUGUAGGGAAUCUUAUCUAACCAUGAUAUGACAUCCCAACUGCUAUACCCAGCAUAUUGACCAAUGAAGGUGCGUGUGCCAAAUGUCUCCGUCACCAGCCUAUCUACCUGCAACUCCAUAUUCAAGGAACUAUGCACCUGCUCCCCAUGUCUCUAUUUGGCAACACUCCUCAGGGCUCUACCAUUUAACAGUGUAAAUUCUGUCCUGGUUUGCCUUGACAAAAUGCAACACCUCACAUUUAUAUAAAUAAAACUCCAUCUGCCUGCCCCUCAGCCCUUUGGUCUAUCUGAACAAGAUCUUUUAGUCCUCCAAUAACCUUCGCUUUCUGCUACACCACCAAUUGUGGUGUUAUCUGCAAACUUACUAACUAACCAUACCUCCUAUUUUUGCAUCCAAAUCAUUUUAUAUAAAUGAUUAGAAAGUCAUAGACCCAGCACCAACUUUGCUGCACACCACUAGUCACAGGCAUCCAGUCCAAAAAGAAACAACCACUACCCACUGCUACCACACUGUCUCCUAACCUCGAGCCAAUUUUGUAUUCAAAGGGCUAGCUUCCCCUGAAUUCCAUGUGAUCUAACCUUGCUAAUCAGUCUACCAUGCAGAACCUUGUCGAAUGCCUUGCUGAAGACUUUGUAGAGAAGGGGCAUCAAUCAUAUAGGUAGAACUAGUGUUAUAAGAGCAGUCAUCUCAGGAUUGCUCCUCAUUGCGUACCAGUGAGUGUAAGAAUAAGUGGACUAGGAGGGCAUCAGAUGUUUGAGGCUUUCGGUCUGGUGGGACCUGCGCAUGUUGGACUGGUUACAUCUUAACAGGACUGAAAUUGAUAUUUUCACACGGAGAUUCACUAGUGCAGUUGGGAUAGCUUUCAAUUAGUUUGUUAGGGAGAUGGGAACCACAGGUGUAACCUCAACUAACUGAGAGUAAAAAUUAUAACAAGGUAAAAAUCAAUCUGCUGGUGAGGCCAGAGGUCGUAUAAACAAAGUCAAAAACUUGGUCAGAAAUUGAAUUUUAAAGACAAUCUCAAGGCAAGAGAAAAGCAAAGGAUGUAAUUACCGAAUUCCCUGAGUAUGAGGAUUGAAGCAUGAUUGCCAAUUGUUCCACAAAGACAGAGACAAAUGCACAAAAGAUCCAAAUCUUAAGUUGAGCUGGAAGAAGUUGCAGAGCGGGGCAGAACAUGAGACUGUAUAUUAUGAUUUAAACAUGAGAAUGGAAAAUUUAAAUUUGAGAUCUCAGCUGAAUGAAAAGGAGUACGCAUCAGUUUAAAGAAGGGUGACAGGCAAGUAGAUUUUUUGGGAAAGAAUUUUGGAUGCACUGAAGUUGGCGAAGAAUAAUUGAAUAGUUCAUUUUUGAAUAGUUUGAACAGCAGAUGGAUACAAGUUGAUAUUGUACGGAUGGAGUAUAUGAUCAUUGUGGAAGGGACAAUGGAGUGUAGCUGUGUCAAACAGUACUCAUUUGUUGAUAGAGGUUUAUAAAAUCAUGAGGGUCAUAGAUAAACCAUGACUUUGAAAUGUACAUGCUGAUUUCCCAUGAGCAAUUUAACCUCUUGUGCAAUGCCAAGUCUAUCUUGUAUUCAUAUUAACAGGUUAACCCCCAUAAAAUUUAAUCUUAACAAUUAAUGACUUUUUAAACUGACAUUUAUUUAACCUAAACUUACAUUCAAUCUUAUAUUUUCCUGACUCCUAUAUUUAUUAACUGGUUUAAUUGAAAAUUGAUUUUGUUGAUUAGUUAAGUAUUAAUGUUAAGAUUUUAAAUUAAAAUCUGUCAUGGCGAUAUUUGAUCAAUUGCCAAACGUCCAGUUCUCACCACUGUGUUUUGGCUAAUAUGAGGAGGUAGUUUUUACUUUAGCUUAGUUGGGAGUGGAGUUUGGCAUAUCUCUUAAAGAUUAAAUUCUGACACCCAGACUGCAGAUACAAAGUCACUGAAGGAAAACUUCCAUUACUGCUUGCUUGGAGACCUGACACAGCCAAAAUCUCUUGAAUCACAACCUCAUUAAUUUGCUGACAUCUAAGACAAUCUGCUCAUUCUUAUUCUGCAAAGUUUAGCGCAGAUGAAUCAAUGAAGAAAAGGUUAUGACUGCAGAUUGACUAAGAGUCAUUAGAACUAUUUGCGUGUUGUGGGGUGCUGAUAAAUGUUAAUAAGGUCUGUUUGGGCAGAGUAGACUACUUCUCUGUUAUAAUACCCAUAUUCCUAAUUGUGUGGCUGUCAAGGUAGAGUUGAAUUGUUUCAGAGAUAGUAGGAACUGCAGAUGCUGGAGAAUCUGAGAUAGCAAGGUAUAGACCUGGAUGAAUGCAGCAGGCCGAGCAGGAAGGCUCACAUUUCAGGCCUAGACCCUUCUUCAGAAAAUGAAUUAUGCUGGUUUGUUAUGCAAUACAUUGCUAUGAAAGAAAAUGGAAUGUGCCGAUCAGAACAUUUUUCAAAGGUCGGAAAGUAUUUUGAAUAUCAAGUUCAAAACAGCAUGUGAAGUCAUUUGUUUUCAGGUAAAUUUGCCUUCAGUAGCAAAUUCAUGCAAAGGAAAAGAGACCCAGAUCAGCAGGUACAGUGAGGUUCAGUCUCCACUCAGUCAGGGUUGAGGAGAAGUCCUGAGAAUCUUAGAAGUCGGAAGAGAUCCAGAAGACAUGCUUUGUUUAGUUAACCCAUGUUGAGUAUUAGUGAGUUGGCUUAGCAGUUUGUUUAAAGAAUCUCUCUGAGAGAGAUUAAUUAAAAAAGCAUCUCAUAAACAUGCAAAAAUUUACAAAAAGUAAACAAUUUACAACAUGCCACCUGAGCAAGAGAGAUAUGGGUAACAUCAUUGGGGUCUGAGUGUCUAUAAGGAUACUGUUUGGAUAAAAGUGUUGAAUCUUUAUUUCUGAUGUACGUGAUGAUAUUGUUUCCAUAGUUUUUGUUUGGUGUAAUAUAAUUUUCUUUUUUGUAAUUAACUUUUAUGUUCUUUUGUUAAAAUUAAAUUGGUAACCUCUUGUGAA